Ostrea edulis (European flat oyster) is the source of this 2942-nucleotide messenger RNA. Its product is annotated as probable arginine--tRNA ligase, mitochondrial. Gene Ontology annotation, molecular function: arginine-tRNA ligase activity; ATP binding. The transcript is spliced from 19 exons. The coding region runs from base 671 to 2506 and encodes 611 amino acids. Gene Ontology annotation, biological process: mitochondrial translation; arginyl-tRNA aminoacylation. The record is from RefSeq and is a predicted model, not a curated record. Gene Ontology annotation, cellular component: mitochondrion. Lineage: Eukaryota; Metazoa; Mollusca; Bivalvia; Ostreida; Ostreidae.
GUCAUAUCUAUUUCAUCAGCUUCUAUAUAAAAACAUUUUAAAAAAUAGUAUCGAAACGAAACGAAAUGGAUAAAAAGGUGUUCAAUUGCUGCGCAAGCAUUAUAUGGACAUCAGUAAAGCAUGCAUAGAAUCCUGCUUCUUUAGUGUUGCAGUAUUUGUCUGUCAGAAAUUUUAACACCAAUAAAUGAUCAGAUAUUCGCGCAGCUUUGGUAAAACCCAUUUGAGAAUGACGUUCAGAUCAUGAUGUGAUCAUGAAGAAAUUUGUCUAAUCUACAAUUCAAAAUACUGUGGAAUAGUUUACCAAGAGCACUAGUAAUUGUGAUUCCUCUAUAAUUUGAAGGGUUGUUUGGAUCAUCAGACUUAAAGAUUGGAGCUAUGUAUCCAUUGGCCCAUGUUCGAGGAUAAGUGAAACGCAUAAAAGUUAUGCCACAGUAUGUCGGUGUUUCAGUUCAGUUACAUGUAUCUGUUGGUUUUCUUUCCCUAUGAAUAAAAUUCUCCUUGUGAUCUGUUAUAUUCUGAACUAGAAAUAUUACUGGAGAUGGGAAAGGUAAUCCUGUCAUUACGCUCAAAUCCCCCCCCCCCCCCCCCCCUUCCUGCGUGAAGGUGCUACAAAGUCGGGAUAGGCGUUCAAUAUACAUCCGGGUCAUUUCAAUAUGUCUGCGCUCAUUACAUGAGAAUUGAAAAAAUGUCACAUUUAAAAAAAUUGGUUUCUAGAAAGAUAACAAAUUCCAUAUUAAGAAAAUGUAAGACUGACAUUUCGCAGAGAGAACUAGAGAAUGAAAUUUAUUUUCUUGUGAAGCAUAGUAGCUACCGACAUAGGACUGAUAAGUUUCCAUCGUUAAGUGUGAAUAGGAAAUAUCUACAAAAGCUAACUAAAACAUCAGAAAAAGACUUAGAAAAUGCAAUACUAGAGAGAAGUCAUGAUUUUGAAAACAUAGCAUUCAGUCGGAAAGGAAAUGACAUAAACUUCAUGGUGAAUCCUCGUGAGUUUAUGCAGGAAGUGCUCAGAGAAGUGUGCAGAAGGAAAGAUCAUUACGGCAAAACAGAAAAUCUCGGAAGCAAAAAGUUGAAUAUCCUCGUAGAUUUCAGUUCUCCCAACAUUGCCAAAGAAUUUCAUGAGGGUCACUUGCGUUCCACGGUUAUAGGAAAUUCUCUGUGUAAUCUGUAUGAGGCCGCUGGACAUGAUGUUGUGCGGGUCAAUUACCUAGGAGACUGGGGCACUCAGUUCGGUGUUUUGUUAAGUGGAUAUGAGAGAUUCGGAGAUGAAAAGUCCUUGGAAGAAAAUGCAUUGGCUCACUUAAGUGAAGUGUACGUCCGAGCAAACCAAGAGAUUAAGAAUGACUCCACCAUGAUGACACAGGCAACUGAAAUUAACAGAUUACUGGAGGAAGGCAACAAAGAAUAUUUAAAACUGUGGGAGAAGUUCCGAAAUAUCAGCAUUUCAGAGUAUAAGAAACUUUAUAAGGUAUUAGGAGUGGAGUUUGAUGUCUAUGAAGGGGAGUCCAUGUAUUACAACAAGAGUCAAGAUGUCAUAGAUCGCUUAGCAGAGAAAGGGUGCAUUGAAAGAUCUGACACCACUGAGCAUGUCAUGGCGGUGUAUAAUUGUCCCAGGUCAGGGGUCAGGAGGGAAGUGGUUCUACAGAAGAAAGAUGGAACUUCUCUGUACAUUACAAGAGACCUUGCUGCUGCCUUAGAAAGGAAAAGAAAAUUUGGAAUUGAUGCUCUUCAGUAUAUUGUUGAUCAGAGACAAGUUGGACACUUUGAAAACCUCUUAAAUUUGUUACGCAUAUUGGAUCCUACUGAAUCUUGGAGCAAAGGAGUCCAGUUUUACCGGUCAUUUGGAGAAAUUGAGGGCCUCAGCUCCAGGGAGGGAAAGGUUUUAUUGCUGCGAGAUAUCAUUGAAGACUUGUCAGAAUCCAUGCUGGAAUCCAUGCAGAACCCAGACCACCAAUACUCCAGGGAAGAUUGUGACCCAGCAGAACUGAAACAACGAGCCAUUACUCUUGCUGUCAGUCAUCUGAUUUACACAGAUCUACGAUCCAAUCACAAUCGUCCUUACAAGUGGAAAUCAGAUGAACAAACCACAAAAAGCUGGAAGCUGAGGAAAGGAAAUGUUGUCCCUGUACAAUACUGCCAUGCCAGACUGUGCCAAUUGUUAGAAAACCCUCCCAUACCUCUGAAGCUAAAUCCAGAUGCCUGCGCAGAGGACCUGAGGUGUAAUGACGAGGUUUCUAUAGCAACACUUCCAUUACAGCUUGUUAUACAAAUGGCCAGGCUGGAAGAAGUCAUUCAUGAAGGUGUGAAUCACAGUCAGUCCUACUGCAUUCAUCACUACGUAGAACAGCUAGUAUCACUUAUAGGAAAGACUUAUGAAAACUAUAGAAUAAACGACAAGAGUAUCUCUAAGGAGCAGGAAGAGGUGCGAUAUCUUCUGUUUUUCUGUGCCAGGCAAACACUUUCCAAUGCUUUAAAACUUCUUGGAAUACCUCCAAUGGAUAAAGUCUGACAGGAACAGUCAAAUGUCAGUCAGAUCAGGAGAGAGAGAGAGAGAGAGAGAGAAAGAGAGAGUUUCAUGGAUAUUUUCAGCAUCAGUAAUAAUGUGGUCAAGCUGGUACUUUAAAAACUUCAGUAAUGUAUUGUCUGAACACGCCGGGAUUAUUUAUGACAAGCAUUACAUGUAAACUGCAAGAUCAGACCCAAGAUCAUGAUACAGGUCAAGACUUCAGUCAAAUUUCAGUUAUCCAUAAGAUGCUUAUUAACUCUGAAACUUGUACAUGGAUGUCACUUUGGUGAUAUAAUCUUUAAAAUGUUUUAUUUUGAUUUGUUUUACAAUUAUAGUGCAGUAUACAGAUUCUAACUUAAUUUUAAGAUGUUUCGUGAUAGCUAAGGUUUACAGUCGUACACUUUGAAACUAUGACCAAAAAAGCAUUGCAUAUAAUAAU